CUUUUCAUAGCAUCGAUUAUGUGGCCUUUUCCACUCGAAGAGUAUUCUGUCAGUACAUCAAGGUACAAAAUGAAGACCCUAAACCUGGUAUUUCUAUGUUUCCUGGGAGUGUUUUCCUACCAGAUUAUGCAGGUGUCUUAUGCAGCAGACUCAUAUUCUACAUAUUAUGCUGAACUCAUAAUGGAAUCCAGUGCAUUGCCAAAUAUCACUGAAGAACUGGCAUCUCAUCGCUCAAUAAAUGUGCUAGUAGAUAAAACAGCGACCCUUAAAUAUGUGAACAUCACCACAGAAUGCAGAAUUGACAAUGAUAAAACAAACUGCACCUGUAAAGGGGAUUUUAUCUGGAGUAAUGAUGUAUGCAGUUUUCAUCCUCACUGCUGCACUAUGGAGUAUUGCAUUAUGAAAACUGCAAACCUUACACCUAUGUGUAUACCGAAAUUAAGAGUUACUGUCACUGGAUCCAUUACAUUGCAAGGAGAAUAUCAGAAUGACCUGGCGGACAGCAACAGUGAAAUAUUUAAAUACAAAUCUGUGGAGCUCACCAACUUUCUUAAAAAAGCUUUCAGCGAAUUGAGUGGGUUUGACAGUCUGGCAAUCACUCAGUUCAGGAAAGGAAGCAUUAUUGCAGAUUUUCAGAUGAUUGUGAAUGCUCCUUUUACAUCAAAUGACCUUUCUAGCAAAACCAGGGUUUUAAAGGAAAAUUUGACUGCUGAUAUCUUCUUGGAAACAAAAGGACUUGUAAUAAUGGAAAUGCCAAACAUGCCAGUAUGCUUUGGUUGUGGAAUAGAAAUAAGCUGUGAAUUUCAGGAAGUGGUAGAUAGCACCUGGCAGCUGAGGAAAGAAGGAAUUGUUAAAAUUGUAAAUGGAACCGAGGUAACUAUUAAAGCCAACGGUCGUAUAAGUAAUCUCAGCAUAACGAAGGCGUCGGCCAUUUGGAAAGGAUCCUAUGAGUGCAUCUUUCGGGUGAACAAUAUUGACCACAAAGCCUGUAAAGAAUUGGAUAUAGCACUCUUACCAGAAACAGUUGACAAAAUUCUUGACCCACAAUUCCCAGACUGCCUUGGAAAACCAGACAAAAUGCAGGAUAGCAAGAUCACAUACAAAAUAAAAAACGAUAGUGAAAAUUACAUGGUAUAUUAUGACAAGGAAAAAAUUACACCAAUAGGCCAAGGAAAAAAUAAUGUUUCAUCUGAUUUCAUCAUUUAUGAAGUGAAUACGAAGAUUAAUUGCACAACUGACGAAGACCCUGUUGUUGAAUUACUUUUUAAAAACAGAUUGAAUAACACGUUACAAGUCAGCGCCACAAUCCCUGUGAUCCGUCAGACACCAUAUUGUGAAGCAGACAAAGAGUGGCCCAAAGCAAAAAAUGGAUAUAAGGCAACACUUACAUGCAGUGAUGAUAAUGUUGGUCACAGAGAAAGGAACUGUUCUGAUUCUGGACAAUGGAAAGAUGAAAUAUCAUACUGUGUUAAUUUAGAACUUCACUCCCUCCUUCAGGAUGCACUGAGCAUUGGAAAAGGACAAGGAUCUGUUCAGGAUAAAGGAGAGGAAUUGUUUAAACGUAUGAAAAAUGCAACCAGCCACACUAAUGAAAUUAAUACAUAUGCUAAUAUUAAUGCAAGUGUGAAUAUUCUAUCUGUGAUGUCUGAUGCUUCAGAUUCCUCAAUCAUACUAAAGCCUUUAAAGUUUGAAACAUUAAAAGAUGUGUUACAUUCAGCAAGCAAUAUGCUGAGUGAAUCGCUGAACACGUCCUGGACACCAAAGAGUAACAGUGAAACUAACUAUAACCUUACUGCUACGUACCUUAAAGCAGUUGAGGGCCUAUCAAAUCAGACAAACAUUACUGGAACUGACCUUCUCAACUACACAAAUGUAGAAUUUUUUUCCUGUCACUUCAGUAUGUGUGAUGUAAAAGUGUUCAAUGUCUCAGUCUCUAUGAAAGGUAGCAAUAUAUCAGGAACAAUGAGAACAAUAGGAUUUAAGAAUCUUGCUGACCUCCUGCCGAAUGACCAAAUGAGUGACACUGAGCCCAGUAGCAUUGUAGUGUCAGCUACAUGGGAAAAUCAGUAUCAAAAAUCACCAGACAUCUCACUGACAUUUUUGUUGAACAAAAAAAGACCUCGCAAUCACAAAGCACACUGUGUUUUCUGGGACUUUCUGGGACACAAAUGGUCCAAAACUGGCUGUGUCUUGAAAAAGACAAAUCUGGAAGACAAGGUAGUCUGUGAGUGUAGCCACUUGACUUCAUUCUCAACACUCAUGUCCAAAUAUCCUGUGCACCUUCCAUUCUUGAGUGAAUUAACCUACAUAGGCCUAGGAGUCUCAAUUUUCUCUCUCGCCAUCUGUCUUAUGAUUGAGCUUAUCGUAUGGAAUUCAGUUGUAAAGUCAAAUAUAGCACAUUUCCGCCACAUGGCACUUGUUAACAUCUCUCUAUGUCUGCUUUUGGCAGAUUGUUGCUUUUUAGCCAACACUACCACAGGGAACUUGUGUCUAAUUUUAGUGUUGCUGAAGCAUUUCUGUUACCUGGCCAUGUUUUUUUGGAUGCUGUGCCUGAGCAUAAUGCUUCUUCACAAACUCAUUUUUGUCUUCCACCAAGUUAGGAGGAAAGUGUACCUGGCAUUCUCAUUUAGCCUUGGCUAUGUCUGUCCUGCAGUGAUCGUGUUGUUCUCAUACAUAUACUAUGACAAUGGCAAGUUAGGCUCAUACUACAAUGAUGACUGCUGGUUGAAUUAUGAUGGGAUCUUGAUGGGAUCAAUCCAUGCAUUCAUUUUGCCUGUUGGAGUGAUCAUUUUCAUUAAUAUCUUUUCCUUGGCGGUGGUGAUCUCCAAACUGCUGCAACCCUCAGUGUCUGAGGGAAACAAGGGUGAUGAAAAGGAUAUGGUUAAAAGCAUCCUGAAAGCAGUGGUCUUCUUCACACCCAUUUUUGGAAUGACAUGGAUUUUAGGAUUCGUAACAAUGACAGUUGACCUCGCAGAUGGAGUUCUUCCUAUGAUCAUUCAUUACUUGUUUACUCUCCUGAAUGCUUUUCAGGGCAUUUUUAUCCUGCUUACUGGAUGUUUUGGAGAGAAAAAGGUUCGAGAAGCACUGCUGAUCUAUUUAAACCCUGAGUCCAAAUCAGCCAGGAGUGAGACAUCCUCCAGACUCACAUGUCCAAAGAAAUAAGGUUUCUUCCCCCCACAAAGACUGGCUUUUACAUUCAAUUCCAUGCAUCACUGAACUUCUGUAUUCCAUUUAAAUAACUUUUGCAGAACAUAUAGUGACCAAGUGUCUUUAUGCAAUUGUUAUGGCUCAACAUCUACUGUACAGGUUUAGAAAUCAUUUUUACUGUGCCACUUUCUUUUUUCUGACUACAAAUAGGAACUGUUCUACCAGCUAGUGGACUUUUUUGUGUGAACAUGUCAUGUUUCUAAUAAAACAGGCGCCAUAAUGAACUGCCUUUGCAGCAGUCCAAAACAACAUUUCCUCACAUGCAUAUCUCAAAUGCAUGCAUGCAUAUCAAACAAUCUGCAUAUUUGUAUUUUCAAUAUUAAAAAUUAUAUUAACACUGCAAGUGAUAUGAUUACUUAUUACAGUUUAGAUGAAUUAAUUCAGCAGAGCGACUUGCACUGUAGACAGAAAAAUUAUGUAAACACCAGCAUCAAUAUCAAGUUAUUAAUGUUGCAGAUACACAAAAAAAUGCUGUGAUAACUUAUUUCUGACAAUUAAGGGAACUCAUAUACUUUUAACAC
Anguilla anguilla (European eel) is the source of this 3728-nucleotide messenger RNA. Its product is annotated as adhesion G-protein coupled receptor F1-like. The transcript has 17 exons. Gene Ontology annotation, biological process: G protein-coupled receptor signaling pathway; cell surface receptor signaling pathway. The record is from RefSeq and is a predicted model, not a curated record. Gene Ontology annotation, molecular function: G protein-coupled receptor activity. Lineage: Eukaryota; Metazoa; Chordata; Actinopteri; Anguilliformes; Anguillidae. The coding region runs from base 19 to 3162 and encodes 1047 amino acids. Gene Ontology annotation, cellular component: membrane.